Messenger RNA from Botrytis porri, 348 nucleotides. RefSeq lists its product as uncharacterized. Lineage: Eukaryota; Fungi; Ascomycota; Leotiomycetes; Helotiales; Sclerotiniaceae. The record is from RefSeq and is a predicted model, not a curated record. The transcript has 2 exons. Bases 1 to 348 code for a protein of 115 amino acids.
AUGGAAAAGCCAAGUUUCUGGUCAUACGUCAACAAUCAGCUAUUCUCAUGCUCACAGAAGCAAGCGCUCGACAAGCUUUCUCUUGACCAGACUUUUACUUUGCCAAAGAACAGACCAUACUUGCGUACAUUUCUUGAUGGAGAUUACGCAAGUGGGAUUGUAAGUCGCCCCGAGUCUUGGGAGUUCUUAAAUUUGAAUGGUACGAUAGCAAGCUUGUUUGAACAAUGGAAGAAGGUUGUGAACUUGACCCGGGAUGACGAGGAAUAUCGGGAGAAAGGCAGAAAGCCUAAUGCACCACGGUGCUUUGUAACAGAAGUACAGGUUACCAGGACUUCGAAAAAUGAUUAG